AUGCACGGAAAGAGGGAGAGAGCGAGGCUGUCAAGUAACGAUGAACACAUUGGCGACGAUGUGGACGAUGCUGAAGGCUUGAGACAUAUUGUCGGGAACUGGAUGCCACGUCGUCCUGAUGGAUUUCUCACCGGUGGAGAAAAGAGGAAGUCCUGGACGGUGAGGAUCUUCUUGAUGUCAGUGUUCACCAAUCAGGAGAAAGAGAAUGAGAAAGUGAACUUGAAUGACCGCUGUGAACAGGAGUGGAGGGUGCAAUUCAAAAGGAAACCAUAG
Messenger RNA from Angiostrongylus costaricensis, 273 nucleotides. Lineage: Eukaryota; Metazoa; Nematoda; Chromadorea; Rhabditida; Metastrongylidae. The record is from the annotation of a GenBank genome assembly.